This is a messenger RNA of Phlebotomus argentipes, 1164 nucleotides long. Its product is annotated as sulfotransferase 1 family member D1-like. The record is from RefSeq and is a predicted model, not a curated record. Bases 104 to 1120 code for a protein of 338 amino acids. Gene Ontology annotation, cellular component: cytoplasm. NCBI's taxonomy places the organism in Eukaryota, Metazoa, Arthropoda, Insecta, Diptera, Psychodidae. Gene Ontology annotation, molecular function: sulfotransferase activity. The transcript is spliced from 2 exons. Gene Ontology annotation, biological process: sulfation.
CCCCAUCACAUCUGCAGCAAUUUAAGCGCUCCGGGUCGCCGAGUGCUUCCAGUAAUCCGCGGUCUCUCGCCAGAGUCUGUUCUCCUUGUCACAGUGCUUCAAAAUGUCAAUUGUGUGUGAGAAGGUGCCCAAAUCCGGUCUUGUGGUGAAGGCGGGAUACAUUGGAGUGGAGGAUUUCGUCACUGUGCAGCGCACUGAGCGGCCCAAGGACUUGCCAAUUGCGGAAAAAUGGUGCAUGGAGCCUUGCUUUCUGCCCAGCUUCUACGAGCCAAUGGCGCAGAAGAUUGAGAACUUCACUGUCCGUCCGGACGACGUCUGGGUGAUCACGUAUCCAAAGUGUGGCACGACGUGGUCACAAGAGAUGGUGUGGAUGUUGUGCAACAAUCUCGACUACGAAGGAGCCAAGAGGAAGCUGACUGAGAGAUUUCCCUACAUUGAGAUCGGCUGCCUCUUGUCCAGGGACAUUCCGGACUUGGACCAAAUAGAGAUACUGGAAAACAUGCCGUCGCCGCGGUUCAUCAAAUCUCACCUUCCGGCGCACUUGCUGCCGCCGCAAAUCUGGACGGUUAAGCCCAAAAUUGUCUAUGUGGCCAGAAAUGCGAAGGACACAGCAAUAUCCUGGUAUCAUCACUACGUCAACUACCAACACUACAAGCACACUUUCGAUGACUUCAUGGAGGUGUUUCUCAACGAUAUGGCCGACUUCUCGCCUUAUCACUCUCACAUAAUCGAUUUCUGGAAUAUGCGACAUGAGAAGAACAUCCUUUUCCUCACGUUCGAGGACAUGAAGGCCAACCAUCCGGCGGUGAUUGAGAAAACUGCGGCAUUCUUCGGCAAGACGUACACAAAGCAGCAAAUUGACCGUCUCGCUGAUCAUCUCUCCUUCGCCAAGUUCUCCAAGAACUCCGCUGUGAACAUGGAGGCCAUUCUGCAGUUGGUUCAGGACUCGCUGAACGUCAAGAUGCCCGAUCCGAGCUUCACUAUAGCGCGAAAGGGGGCAGUUGGAUCGCACAAGGAGGAAAUGACGCCAGAACUGAUUGAGAGAUUUAAUAAAUUCACCGAAAGUGAGAUGAAGAGAUGGAAGUGUGACGCAGAAUUGCGGAAAAUCUUCAUACUGUGAAUAUUGGCAAAUAAAGAUCAAAUUAAGUGCCUUUAAAUCAACAA